Messenger RNA from Hansenula ciferrii, 1458 nucleotides. Its product is annotated as Mitochondrial distribution and morphology protein 30. NCBI's taxonomy places the organism in Eukaryota, Fungi, Ascomycota, Saccharomycetes, Phaffomycetales, Wickerhamomycetaceae. The transcript has a single exon. The record is from RefSeq and is a predicted model, not a curated record. Bases 1 to 1458 code for a protein of 485 amino acids.
AUGGCUUCAAUUCAUGAAAACUAUUUCUUUCCAUUGGAAAUAUGGGAAAAUGUGGUGGAUCAAUUGGAUAAAAAUAGUUUAAAGACAGAUGAAGAUAUAUUCAAUCUUACCCAGGUUAAUAAAGAGUUUAGACUGUUAUUCACAGGUAAUUUAUUCUGGCGUGGUAGAAUUGAGAAGCUAUACUAUAAGAAUCCCACGGACCCAUUCCUUGAUGUUCCAGCUGAAAUCAAUAAGCUAGACAGCAACUUGUUCAAGCAUGGCAUGGAAAGGUAUUAUAUUGAAAAAUCAAUCAGAAUGAGAGUUUUGACUUUAGUCGCAUCAGGGACACUAGAUAAACUUGAUGAUGCUGAUGAUGAUGAUAUUUUAGGAGCUUAUUUCACAACUUAUAUUUCACCAAUUCUCAAGCAUGGUCAUUAUACUAUUCAUGCAAUGAAAAAAAUACGUACAAAGUUUGAUGAUGAAGAUUUCAUCCAUUUUUUUCUUUUGCCAAUUCAACAUAUCAUAGUAUAUAAAAGGUUGAAAAGAGAUAAAUACAUUUCUGACCCAAAAAAUUUAGAGCUUUGUAACGAUGCAGAAAAUGUAUUAUUUGAAUUGAGCUAUAGUGAUCCAGCUUUUGAACAAUUAUGUUUUUAUAGGAAACAUGUUUUGCAAAAAACUUAUGAUCAAGUUAGAUUUGAUUCAAAAUUUGACUCUAAUGAUCCCUUGGGCAUUAUUACACUUAUUCAAAAGCAUCUAACCACAUGUAUUGAUUAUCAUAAGUAUACUGGGAAAUUAUGUGUUGAAAGCUUGUCAUUACUAAGAGUCUAUUCUGGGGAGGCAAUUGGAGCUUCAUUUAUUAUAAUUGCAAUAAUUCAAAAAAUUGCUAAACAAUUCAAUAUCAAGACAAAAUUAUCAGUGAAUUUGCGCUGUUUAAUCAUCUGUGAUUCAAAAUUCGGAAAAUUCAAGCCUUAUUUAAAAUUUACAGAUUUAUUAGGUUGUACAAUUCAAUCAGGUCUAAUUCUCCAAGGUAAAGCAAGUUCAAGUUAUGAUGUGAUACCAUUAAGAAAUACAGUAAUUUUCUAUAAAACAUUGAAACUAAUGAUUGAUAAAACUCAACCUUUGAAAGAAGCAUUACCAGCAUUGGUUUUUGGUAGAAAUAGAAAUGUUGAUAAGAAAGAAAUCUAUCCAAAAUCCAAAAUUGAAUGUCACAAAGAUCUUUCAAUAAUGAUUGAGCUUUUCUUUUAUCGUGACAAAAUACGAGGUGAAACUUUAUUAGAUAGAGUCAUGGAUAUGGUUACUCAAAAUGAUUCAUUUCUUGCUUUUGAAUACUUAUUUCCAGGAAUGAUUUCAAUGGCUCUUCAUCAUUUUAAUGCUACUAGACAUCCAAGUUACUUUAAACGUACUUUACGGAAUUUGAAAAGAUUUUGUUUGAAAUUGCUUAGAAGAAAUAGAUCAGCAGUAAGGCUCAGAACUACAUAG